AUGGUCGCAUACCUGUGGCUUGUAUGGUACGAAGCCCCCGCGAAGGCAGCACCAAGGCACUGGGCCCUUGCGGUCACGUACGAAGCUCAUGAUCACGCUUACGCGACUUUCUACGAGGUUGCGGGCGACAUCACUGGGGCCAGAUAUCAGCCUCGCGUGGUGCGCCGAGUACAUCUGACCAGCAGACAUGGUACUGUUCCGUACGCUGGCAAGCUGCUACUCGGCGACAUCACGGAUCAGGUCCUUGCCUCGCUCGAGAUGUACAACGAAACAGCUGCUGAGCUUGUGAACGCACACAACAGGAAGCGCAGUGCCCACGAGUCGACAUGUCAUGACUGGGCUAUCAUCAUUGUACGGAGCCUCGAAGACGCACUCUUGCUUCCUGCGGGCUCUCUGUCGAGGGUAGAGAAGAGCCCUAGAUAUGGCUGA
Molecule: messenger RNA, 429 nt
Organism: Fomitopsis serialis
Lineage: Eukaryota; Fungi; Basidiomycota; Agaricomycetes; Polyporales; Fomitopsidaceae
Exons: 3
Coding region: 1-429 (142 amino acids)
Source: RefSeq, a predicted model, not a curated record